Eucalyptus grandis is the source of this 964-nucleotide messenger RNA. Its product is annotated as mitochondrial import inner membrane translocase subunit TIM22-3. The transcript is spliced from 5 exons. The record is from RefSeq and is a predicted model, not a curated record. Lineage: Eukaryota; Viridiplantae; Streptophyta; Magnoliopsida; Myrtales; Myrtaceae. Bases 154 to 783 code for a protein of 209 amino acids. Gene Ontology annotation, cellular component: TIM22 mitochondrial import inner membrane insertion complex; chloroplast envelope. Gene Ontology annotation, biological process: protein insertion into mitochondrial inner membrane; protein targeting to chloroplast. Gene Ontology annotation, molecular function: transmembrane protein transporter activity.
GUAACUAAAAGCAAAGUGAAAAGUAACAAAAAGUCGCUUGCUUCUUUUUGGUUUGGAUUCAGACCUCGUUUGGAUCUUUAGGUCUCUAGAUAGAUAGAGAGAGGGAGGGAGGAGGCGAGAGAUACGAUACGAUACCGACCGCCGCCGCCGCAAAUGGCGUCGCCGAUGUCUCCGAACGCCGACCCCGACGCCGAAUCCGACGCCGCCAACCCGAGCUCGACCGCCGAUUCCCCCAACGCAUUGGCCCCGAGCGGCUCCACCAGCCCCCCCGUCGUCUGCCUCCUCCGAUUCGCUGGCGACUCCGCCGCCGGCGCCUUCAUGGGCUCCAUCUUCGGCUACGGUGCUGGGUUGGUUAAGAAGAAGGGUUUCAAAGGAUCAUUUGCAGAGGCAGGAUCUUCUGCGAAGGCAUUUGCAGUCUUGUCUGGUGUGCACAGCUUGGUUGUAUGCUUUUUGAAAAGGCUGCGAGGAAAGGAUGAUGUAUUUAAUGCCGGAAUAGCUGGAUGUUGCACUGGUCUUGCUCUUAGUUUUCCAGGUGCACCACAGGCUCUGUUGCAGAGCUGCCUCACAUUUGGAGCGUUCUCAUUCAUUAUAGAGGGACUUAACAAGCAGCAGCCAGCAUUGGCAUAUCCAUAUGCCCAGAAAAAACGCAUUCAAAAUGAUUUGCCCACUCUUCCAGCUAUACCUCUGCCUCUCCCUCUCCCUGAUGAACUGAAGGGAGCAUUUUCUUCUUUCUGCGAGUCCUUGAGGAAGCCCAACAAGGGCAAAAGGUCUGUUGCUCACUGAUAAAUCCAGGGACGUGUUGGUAGCACCUGUUGAUGCUCCGGUUGUUUGUUGUGGCACUAAGUACUUUGUAAAUAUCGUAGUUGAGAUUUUCAAGGCGGUAUUUCAAUUGAAUUUUGAACUCUGAUGAUCUCCUGAAGAAAAUCAAUUGUGCCCUUGUCACUAGUAGAGUUAUUUCAUGAAA